AACCAAAGUCUUCAUUGACUUCAUCACUGUCCUUCAUGGGCAGUAGCUAGUCAGUGAGGAAUGCCAGUCUGCACCACCUGAAGGAGGUUUGAAAACCAAAACCUUCCAAACUGAGUCCCUGUUUCAGGACAUAAGGGCUCUCAAAUCUUUCCACGGUCGUCUGCUGGCGUAGCUCUGCUCCUUCUACUUCUGUCGGUAGCUUUAGGGUUUGGGCACACAACCAGGAUUUCUGGAGCGUCUACAACAAUAUUCCUCCUGUGACAAAUUUGCCUCUGAGAUGUAGUUACCAUUUAAUGCGGGGAGAAAGACGGCCGCUUUGGGAAGAGGAAAGCAAUGCCAAAGGAGGUAUAUGGAAAAUGAAGGUCCCUAAAGAAAGUACGGCUGCAGUUUGGAAAGAGCUACUGUUAGCAACUAUUGGAGAGCAGUUUACAGACUGUUGUGCAGCAGAUGAUGAAGUAAUAGGGGUUAGUGUCAGCGUUCGUGACCGUGAAGAUGUUGUGCAAGUCUGGAACGUGAAUGCCUCUUCAGCAAGUGAAGCAAAAGUUUUAGAAAAGAUACAUAAACUUCUGCCACACACAUCUUUUAAAGCAGUCUUUUAUAAAUCACACAGAGAGCAUCACGCUUUUGAAGGCUGAUGUGGAAAACAUUAAGCGCAGUCUGUGCCAAGCUCAUUUGUUGUUAUUUGGUGUUUUGAGGUGGUGUGGACAAGAAGGAUGGUGGAAGCCCUGCAGAAGUGCUACACGCAGUGGCCUUCUUGAGUUUCUAAUAUUUCAAACUGGGAAAACGAGGGAAAAGAGUCGCCUUGACCGCUAAACGUGGAAUUCAUUACUUCUGGUUUGGUUGGGUUUCUUAAAUUUUUCAUUGUUUCUUUAAAAAGAUAUUUUGGCCACGUGUUGUUUUCAAUCAGAUGGUGUUUGUUCCUAUUUCAUUAAGGUAGCAGGCUUUCAUUUCUUCUGUACUGUACUUAGUUAAAUGCAAACGUGUACAAAGAUGGUACGCUGCUUUUCCUAGAUGUGCUGUACGUAGAGGAAUACUGGCUUGGUGAAAUGUGUUUUCAGUUUUCAUUUUGAAACAUUCCUAUCAUGUUAAGAUUUACUGACUGGUUUUGUCCCAAGAGAGGAAAAAAUUGCACUGCAUUUAUUCUAAUAUUCAAUGUAAUCUGGUCUUGCACUGACAGUGGCACACAUACUGUAAAAGUAAAUAGUAAAGUGUUCGCUAAACAAGUGACUAAAGAGAACACAUUUAUUUUGGGACUAACCCUCUGUGGGAUGAUGUUAACAAGUGUUUUAAUUGUAGUGAUUUCAAAAGAGCCCUUGUUCAGACUAGAAUAAGACAUCUUUCAGCAGGAAACCCUGCAAACUCCCCACCUCUCUCAUUUCAGAGGGGAUGGGGUUUUUUAAUGGUUUUAUAUUGUAUGCUUUCUCAUGGUAUUUUUUUCAUGAAUGUACAGAAAGUCUCAUGAAUCAUUUCUAACGCAUUAGACUAACUGGAUCCAUCCAUCACACUUCUCUGAGUAUUUUAGGCCCGUGGCUGCACCCACAAAGGUCAGUAUUAGAAUUGCUGUUGACUUCAGUGCAAAGGAAGAGAUCCCAUCGUAUGUAGUUUCAAGCCAUCGCGACUUCCUAAGUGACCUUUUAAAAAAAAAAAAAAAAAAUACAGAAAAGAAAUUGGUUUUGUGCUGCAGUGUGAAUAUGAGUAUAAACAGUUAUGAAUAUAAACAGUGUUAAUCUUUAAAUGUUUGUCUAUAUUAAUUAUUUGAGGUGUUGGUUUGUUUUAAUAUACUACCAAAGAUUGAUGUAGUGCCUUGUACAAGAAGAAGCUGCAAGGUAGAGAUCAACGUACACUCCACUGAGCAUUGCUUCAUUGUUAAGAGGUUUUUGUUUGGCAACUGUUCAAGUUGCACUGAUUUCCACAUCUUUAGUAUACGAAGAGGCAGCCAUUAAAAUCAAAUAAAUUUAAAAAUAAGAAUUGCACACUUGAGAUUUUUUUUACAACUUUAUCUGUAUUUAUGAAUUAAAACUGUGCAGUUAAUGAGCAUUAUUAAUUAAACAAAUUUUCUAAAAUCCAAAUGUCUUGCUUCGGUAAUUGCUUUCUGAGAUUAAAUGUUGCUGGUCCUGCUUUUUUAAAUGUGUGUAUUUUUCAGUAAAACUUAUUCUCUUAGAAGCUAUCUGUUUUGUUCAUAGAUUAAAAAUAUUUUUAAAUCCAUUUUUUUGUGUUAUUAAAUCAGAAGGGAGCCCUGAA
Molecule: messenger RNA, 2241 nt
Organism: Gymnogyps californianus (California condor)
Lineage: Eukaryota; Metazoa; Chordata; Aves; Accipitriformes; Cathartidae
Gene: EIF4E3
Product: eukaryotic translation initiation factor 4E family member 3
Exons: 6
Coding region: 294-635 (113 amino acids)
Biological process (GO): translational initiation
Cellular component (GO): eukaryotic translation initiation factor 4F complex
Molecular function (GO): RNA 7-methylguanosine cap binding; translation initiation factor activity
Source: RefSeq, a predicted model, not a curated record